Messenger RNA from Solea solea (common sole), 1768 nucleotides. RefSeq names its product globoside alpha-1,3-N-acetylgalactosaminyltransferase 1-like. Gene Ontology annotation, cellular component: Golgi apparatus; vesicle; membrane. NCBI's taxonomy places the organism in Eukaryota, Metazoa, Chordata, Actinopteri, Pleuronectiformes, Soleidae. The coding region runs from base 188 to 1213 and encodes 341 amino acids. Gene Ontology annotation, molecular function: hexosyltransferase activity. The record is from RefSeq and is a predicted model, not a curated record. Gene Ontology annotation, biological process: carbohydrate metabolic process. The transcript is spliced from 11 exons.
CAACAUCUGAAAGCAGUGAACCAGGAAGAACCUGGACUCUCUGCUGUCAGAAGACUUGCAUGUUCAGACCUGCUGCUGGAUCUCAGCACAAGAUCACUGCUGCACCUCUGAGCAUAGGGAUCAGGACUCUGCUGGUCUGGACUCAAGGUUGUGGAUCAGGACUCUGCUGGUCUUGACUCAGACUGAGAUGAAUUCUUUAAACUUUAAAAGUGUGACGGUGAUUGUGCUGUUAGGUCUGCUGCUGGGAGUGAUGUACACCUACAAGACCUACAGGGUGUGUGAUCCAUGUGAGCUGACUGUCAGAUCUGCUGUGACCAUCAUCACUCAGGAGGUUCACCCGGUGUCUCCUGACCAUUUAAAAUACAAACAACCGAGCAUUAUCAACGGACGUAAGGACGUGGUGACGGUGACGCCCUGGUUGUCUCCUGUGGUCUGGGAGGGAACCUUUGACCCAGAUCUCCUCAACCCCAUUUACAAAGCCCAGAAUCUUAGCAUUGCAGCCUCCGUGUUCGCUGUGGGAAAGUACAUUAAGUUCCUGAGAGACUUCCUGGAGACAGCAGAGCUGCACUUCUUCGUUGGUUUUAAUGUGCACAUUUAUGUCUUCACUGACCAGCCAAAGGUUGUGCCCCAAGUUAAGAUGGCUGCCGGCAGACAGCUGUCGGUGCGUUCGGUGCCCAGCGCCAAACGCUGGCAGGAAAUCUCCGCUCGCAGGAUGGAGCUGAUCCAGGAGCUGAUAGAGGCGGAGCUUCAUGGCAGCAAUGACUACAUCUUCUGUCUGGAUGUGGACUCCAAGUUCCACGGCCACUGGGGGGUGGAGUCAUUGGGUGGACUGGUCGCUGUGAUCCAUCCAGGUUACUACAAAGACGACCGCAGUGUGUUCCCCUACGAGCGCCGGCCUUUGUCCACAGCCUACAUCGCUCCCGGGGAAGGAGACUUCUACUACUGUGGUGGAGCGUUUGGAGGCCAUGUUGGUGAAGUGCAGCAACUCGCCAAAACCUGCCGCCAAAACUUCAGGGACGAUGCGGAAAGAGGGAUCGAGGCCGCCUGGCAGGAGGAGAGUCACCUUAACAGGUACAUGUGGAUCAACAAGCCCAGUAAGAUUCUGUCUCCUGAGUAUCUGUGGCAGGACUUCAAAUCCAGAGAACCUGAAAUUCACAUCAUCAGGUUCUCUGGAGUGGUCAAGAACUACGCUGAAAUCCGUCCCAACGUCUGAGAGACCAGGAACCAUCCGCCCCAACAUCUGAGAGACCAGGAACCAUCCGCCCCAACGUAUUAAAGACCAGGAACCAUCCGCCCCAACGUCCGAGAGACCAGGAACCAUCUCAGUCCACACACCCGAGGAACUGCUCUCAAACACUUGGCAACAAAACCUUGACCUGGCUUGUGGUGUCCUUCGGUCAGCUGGUCCCAGGUCCUUGUGUGACAUUCACUGUGGCUAUCGUACAGCUGUUGACCGAACACUGCGCACAUUUUCCGUUUUUCACGAUGUUGUGUUAGGAAGGCCGAGAGAUCGGUGGUUAGCUGUUGGUUAGCUUUAGCAUGAGUCCCAGGUGAGUCACAUGAUGUCCCUCUACCUUUAAAGUGCACUGAUUUUUAAAAGUUUUACUCGUAUUUUACGAUGAUUGUAUCGUUCAGGCGUCACAGCGCCCUACAGAGGUACUGAUGUUUGUGUUAUUUAAUUUGUUUGACAUGUUUUUGAGUCUGUUACUUUCAAUCAUUGUUUUUUUUAUGACUUUUUAAAGAGAAACUAAAGACAAAGUAAACACUG